This is a messenger RNA of Spea bombifrons (plains spadefoot toad), 500 nucleotides long. It is a transcript of the gene RPL36, whose product is annotated as ribosomal protein L36. Gene Ontology annotation, molecular function: structural constituent of ribosome. Bases 144 to 461 code for a protein of 105 amino acids. The transcript is spliced from 4 exons. Gene Ontology annotation, cellular component: ribosome; cytosolic large ribosomal subunit. NCBI's taxonomy places the organism in Eukaryota, Metazoa, Chordata, Amphibia, Anura, Pelobatidae. The record is from RefSeq and is a predicted model, not a curated record. Gene Ontology annotation, biological process: cytoplasmic translation.
ACUCUAUAGUUCACCAUAUUGGCUAGAUCGGCAGGACCUUUCUUGCUGGUUUCCGAGCCUUGGAUGACUCGACGGAGGUAUGAAAUACAGUACUUCCGGCCUAGCUCCUUCCUUCCGGUGCGUCCGCCAUUAGAGUGAGAAGAAUGGCUAUCCGAUACCCUAUGGCUGUGGGCCUUAACAAAGGCCACCGUGUCACCAAGAAUGUUGCAAAGCCCAGACAUUGCCGUAGGAGAGGGCGCCUGACCAAGCACACCAAGUUUGUCCGCGACAUGAUCCGUGAAGUCUGUGGCUUUGCUCCCUAUGAGAGACGUGCCAUGGAAUUGCUUAAAGUGUCUAAGGACAAGAGAGCUCUAAAGUUCAUUAAGAAAAGGAUUGGCACACACAUCCGCGCCAAGAGAAAGAGAGAAGAGCUGAGCAACGUGCUGGCAGCCAUGAGAAAGGCCGCAGCUAAGAAAGAUUAAAUUGUGCAACUGCUCCUAAUUAAAUGUUUCCAGAAAAUA